CUCUUUCGAAGCAAUCCGACAUUUUGCGUUAUCCUCCAUCUUGUUAGGAGAUCGGAAGGUGUCGGUAGACGUUUAACAAUCUGUGUGCAUCGACACUAUAACGAACAUUUUUAUCAAGAAAGAUGAAAACUAUAAUUGCCAGUCAGACGGUGAAAAUACCGAAAGGUGUAGAAGUUAAAGUGAAGUCACGAAAGGUAACCGUGAAAGGUCCGCGUGGACGUCUACGUCGCGACUUUCAUCACGUUCAAGUCGAUAUGGAAGUCAUUACUAAAGAUAAAUUGCGAGUUCAGAAAUGGUUCGGUAACCGAAAGGAGUUGGCUACGGUUCGCACCGUUUGUUCACACAUCGAAAAUAUGAUCAGAGGUGUAACUAAUGGGUUCCAAUACAAAAUGCGUUCGGUAUACGCUCAUUUUCCCAUUAACGUUACCACUACGGAUAACAACAAAGUGGUAGAAAUCAGAAAUUUCUUGGGAGAGAAGUACGUCAGACGUGUUGGUAUGCAACCGGGAGUCACAUGUAAGAAUUCAACUCAAAAGGAUGAAUUGAUCAUCAGUGGGAAUGAUAUCGAAUUGGUUUCUCGUUCCGCUGCAAGGAUUCAACAGUCGACGUUAGUGAAGAGGAAAGAUAUCAGAAAGUUUUUAGAUGGUAUUUAUGUUUCUGAGAAAACUGAUAUCUCUGAUGAUUAAAUCUGUAUCAAUUAGAGCAUCUUUGGAUGAGAAUAAAAUGUUGAUUGGGAAUUAA
Messenger RNA from Centruroides sculpturatus (bark scorpion), 741 nucleotides. RefSeq names its product 60S ribosomal protein L9-like (gene RpL9). Gene Ontology annotation, cellular component: cytosolic large ribosomal subunit; ribosome. Bases 123 to 686 code for a protein of 187 amino acids. The transcript has a single exon. Gene Ontology annotation, biological process: cytoplasmic translation. The record is from RefSeq and is a predicted model, not a curated record. Gene Ontology annotation, molecular function: structural constituent of ribosome; rRNA binding. NCBI's taxonomy places the organism in Eukaryota, Metazoa, Arthropoda, Arachnida, Scorpiones, Buthidae.